AUGGCCCCCUCCCUCCUCGCCGCCGCCGCCUCCGCCUCGCCCUUCCUCCUCCACGGCGCCGCCGGAAGCGCCAGCCGCAGGCCGGUCGCCCCCGGUCGCCGCGCCGCAUCCUCCGUGCGCGUGCACGCCGCCAUCAAGUGCGACCCUUCCAAGGUGGAGCCGCAGUCCGACCGGGUGCUCGUCCGUCUCGAGACUAUCCCAGAGAAAUCUGCUGGGGGAGUCCUGCUACCAAAAUCUGCUGUUAAAUUCGAGAGAUAUUUGAUGGGCGAGAUUUUAUCGGUCGGUGUUGAUGUUAGUGAAGUUGAAGCUGGAAAGAAGGUGAGCGGAUUUUUUUUCUCUCAAGGGCCUCCUUUUAAUGCCUGUCCAAGCUUUUCACAAACAAAGGAGCACCGAAUGCUUGCACACGAAGCAAGUGUAUGCUUUGCACGUUGGUCCUUGUGCUGUUAA
Triticum turgidum subsp. durum (durum wheat) is the source of this 447-nucleotide messenger RNA. Lineage: Eukaryota; Viridiplantae; Streptophyta; Magnoliopsida; Poales; Poaceae. The record is from the annotation of a GenBank genome assembly.